AUGGAGAUAAUACUGAUCUGACUUCCCUGUGAGUAUCCAUCCCAUAGCCCUCUUGCUUAAUGCAAAGCUAGUUUACAGUCACUCCCAUGUAAUGACUUGGAGAGGUGUGUGGGAAAGAGUUCACCACUUAACAAAUAUGUGGGCCAACUGUCAGACCAGUGAAAUUAUUUUAUGCAGGAGUAUGUUACUAGAGGUAGCUUUAAGGGAAGGAAACUUUGAUGAGGAGAAAGUGGGUGUUUGUACUACACCGUCCAGCAAGCUGCCAUAAUGUGUUGUGUCAAAGCAGCAUUGAACAAGCUAAGGAUGGGAACAGAGGAGUGGCUGAGCCACUCCUCUCUCGCCCCUGACUUUAUGGCCUCAGUCAGUGGGGCUGACAUGGAGCGGGAUAGUCAUGAGGUGACAAAAACUGACAUCUCAAUGACUUGCCAGGAAGGGUGGGAGGGAGCACUUUGCAAGGACAAUGGUAUUUAAGAGACCUGGGACCUUACCUUCCACCACCCUCAAUUACACACCUCUCCCAUGCGACACACUAACAGCUACUUGUCUCCUGCAGCAGGAGAAUAGGGCUCCUGGGUUCUACUCCUGGUUCUGCCACUAAAUUCCUGGAUGACCCUGGGCAAGUCUCUUAACUUCUCUGACUCCCUAUCUAUAAAAUGGGGGUAACGUUGUUGAAUUACCUCACAGGGGGACAACGCAUUGUCUACAUUUUAAUGAUUAAGUAUAUUAUUACGGUGCAAAGUCUAUUAGUUAGUGCCAGCUGCAGCUUGGGGUAGCAGUGCACAGGGGAGACUGUCCCUGUCAGUAGCCUAGCUAUGCUGCCUUUCACAGAGUGUGCAGGACAGGGAUGUUAUCAGGAUAUAUGUAAAAUGAGAAUUACUAGAAGGGGUUUGAAGGUGAGAGUGUUUGGCAGAAGCAUUUGCUGUGGAAAGAGAAUCUGAUAUAUAAAGAGAAACAGCAGUGGGGCUUCUAAGCCAUGCUGAAGAGGUGGCAGAGUGGUCCAAGCACAACAUUUUGAGAUAUUUAGUGACCAGUUCAAACCUAGGCAGGAUUAGAUCAGCUGUUCAUCUUCAUGGUAGAUAGACUGAGCUCCAUGCAGUUUGCUGUGGGAAGUAUUCUGGCCAGGCCCUAAAAACUGGAGCUCAGUGUGGACAUUGGAGCGUAUAUGAUGCAUUUUGCAAGAGAAGGUUUUCUCAGUGUCAUUACACAGACCAUCCUCCCACUCAGCCACCCAUCUUGUGCUGUCGUUGGCAGGUGGCCUCCACCCCAGAGGACAUGGCCCUCUAGUUCAGUGGUGCUUUAUGUAUAUAUUAUGGAGAGUGUGCUGAAUAAAAAAUGCUGUGUAAAAUGUUACAGGAUACUACUCAGCCUGGACAUAUUGAAUCAAGAUGUCUGCUUUCUUUGGGCCAUAGCCAGGGAACAGAUUUUUCCCUGAUAACCUUCAUUAUCGCUAACGGUUAUAAUAUCUGAAUUAGAGAGUAUGAGCAUAAAUUCUAACUAACAGGACUGAUUUUGUGACAAAGGCCCCAAAUCUGUGCCAUGUACAAGGGCUGGAAACCAGUCACAUCAUUCCACCAGGGAACAUUCCUGUCAAAAGGAAUAUUCUUUGGUAGCUAUGGGCCAAUGGAACACUCUUACGCUGCACCCUGUCUACAUGGGUAUGUUGGGGGAAUGCUGGACUAGGCCUAACCCCUCUGUGCUCUGGCUCUUCUGGGUUGCUGAACACUCAUUCCCUUGGGGACCAUGGCAAUCUGGACAGAAGUCAAGCAUUUAGAAGAUGGGAAAUGCCAGAUUAAGAUUUAUAGUUCAAUCUCAAUGCUGCCCUCUUGUGUUUAUCCUUUGGAAUGGUGUCAUGAGUUUAGUUACUGAUGGAAGAUCAAGAUGUUAUUACCGAAGUCCCUGCAGCACUGAAACGGCUGGCCAAAUACAUGGUGCGUGGCUUCUAUGGGGUAGAGUACUCACUGGUCCUUGACAUAUUGAUCCGAUACCCCUGUGUGAAGGAGGAUGACUUGUUGCUACUGCUCAAGUAUGAACGCAAACAGUUGCGCACUGUCCUCAACACACUCAAGGCAGAUAAAUUUGUCAAGCUGCGCAUGCGGGUUGAAACAGGGCCCAAUGGGAAGAGUACAAGGCACAACUACUAUUACAUCAACUACAAGUUGCUGGUGGAUGUGGUGAAGUACAAACUGGAUCAUGUGCGCCGGAAGAUAGAAGCAGAUGAGCGGGAUUCAACCACCAGGUCCUCCUUCAAGUGUCCAUCCUGCUUCAGCACUUACACAGACCUGGAAGUAAAUCAGCUGUUUGACAUAUUCACAGAGACUUUCCGCUGCACCUACUGCAAUGCUGAAGUGGAGGAGGAUGCCUCUGCGCUUCCCAAACGAGAUGCUCGAACCUUGCUAGCAAAAUUUAACGAACAGAUUGAACCCAUCUUCGCACUACUGCGCGAGACUGAAGAUGUUGUUCUACCACAUGAUUUACUUGAGCCUCAGCCAACGGAAAUUCCAGAGCUAUCAGAAAGCUUUGAACAGAGGGUAUGUUCAAGCAUCCUGGACUCCAGUAUCCAUCUUGAAAAAUGGGCCAACAAGAAUUCAUCUGUCGGUAAUAUGUAUGUUCAAAACUUGGUCAUUGAUUUCCAAGAGUCUGAGCCAAAGAAGAAAGGGAAGGAAAAAGUGACUAAAGAACAUCCUAUAUGGAUGUCCCAAAGUACCGUACAAGGAGCAUCUUCAUAUGCAACUGACUCCAAUAUUGAAACGUCCAAAGAAACGGAUGACUGUGUUAAGGAGGCUGUUACUGAUAAUGAAGUAAUAAGGACUCUUCUCAUCCAUGAAUCUAAGUCUUCCUCUGGCACAGGGCAUCCCCCUCCUCGUGCCAAAAACAAACUGCAUGAGUCAGAAAGUGACACCAGUGAAUCAGAGGAGGAGGCCAAACAUGCAAAACCUGUGGUAGUUAAAGCAGCAGGGAGUGACUUGGAACAAGAGGAGCAGGAAACACUGGAUCCGACAGUAAUGGUUGCUGGACAGGCCCACUUGUACAGUGAAGUUAGUGACAAUCCAGAGCUAGUGUCGCUUAUGACAGAUGAAGAGAGAGAAGUUUACAUCAAGGUGGGACAAGAAAUGUUCCAGUCUGUCUUUGAGUAAAUGCAAGAAUUAAAAAGCAGUUGUUAUACCGCUCGUGUAAGUUUAGAUGUGCUGCGAAGUUCCUUUCGUAGCUUAACCUACAGUAGUUGCCGGGUGAAACGAAUGUAAAGUUCAGGAUAUUUUUGUGAAGGUGGUGGUGAGGUCUGAAUCUGCUCCUUGGAGAGCCUGCUAUUUAUUUUUUGCUCAUGUUAUUUCUCUAAAGCAACAAAGUGAAGAUGUUGCAGAUAACCUUGGUUGGUUUCAAUCUAGAGCAGGGGCAGGCAAACUUUUUUUGGCCUGAGGGCUGCAUUGGGUUUCAAAAGUUGUAUGGAGGGCUGUUUAGGGGAGGGGGGGGCGUGGCCUGACCCUGUCCCUGGAACCCCUACCCCUGACUGCCCCUCCCCCACCGCUGCACCAUCCAACCCUCCCUUUCCUUCCUGACUGCCCCCCCCGGAAUCCCUGCCCCAUCCACACCCCCACUUCCUGACUGUCCCACCAGGACCCCUGCCUCCAUUCAACACCCUGUUCCCGCCCUCUGACGGCCCUGACCCCUCUACACCCCCCCACUACUCCAUGAACUCCCCUGCCCUCUGUCCAACCCACCUGCCCCCUUACUGCGCACAGAGCACCGGCUCAGGCCAGGCUCUACAGCCCCCUUGCCCAGAGCAUGGCGCCGGUGGUGCGGUGAGCUGAGGUUGUGCAGGAAGGGGAACAGCAGGGGCUCAGGAGCUGGGCAGGAGGGUCCCAUGGGUUGUAGUUUGCCCACCCCUGAUCUAGAGUAUUUAAAUUGUUUUUGUUUUCAUAUAGUUCCUGUUUGUGAAACAGUCCUAAAUUUUGUUUAAUAUGCUAAGUAUUGUACUCACUUUUGUUUAAUAUGCUAAGUAUUGUAAUGAAAAGACAAAAUGUAAUGCUUUAAUUACUUUAGAAGCAGGAAUCAUCCUGUCUGAUCAAUAAAUAAAUUACAACAGGA
Chelonia mydas (Green sea turtle) is the source of this 4083-nucleotide messenger RNA. RefSeq names its product general transcription factor IIE subunit 1. Bases 1866 to 3134 code for a protein of 422 amino acids. The transcript has 5 exons. The record is from RefSeq and is a predicted model, not a curated record. Gene Ontology annotation, cellular component: transcription factor TFIIE complex. Lineage: Eukaryota; Metazoa; Chordata; Testudines; Cheloniidae. Gene Ontology annotation, biological process: transcription open complex formation at RNA polymerase II promoter; transcription initiation at RNA polymerase II promoter.